CUGUCAAGAGCCUCCCUUCUUCAGAAGCUCAUUAAGGGCAUCCAGGAGGAAAGAGCAUCAAUUGGCCGGACCCUCCAGCAUUCGCCGGGCCUUUUUAAACCAGUCUAAACCCACUUAUAGAUUGGAGUAAUGGCAGAAAAUAACUCAAUUUUUUCAGAGGACACAUGAAAGAUGUGGUGCUGUGAGGUGGUGUUGGUGACUUAUUAAAACAGCAGGGAAAAAACGGAACUUUCCUGCUGUUUUGGACUUGAGCCAACCAGGAUCUCACCCUGCAGUGUGCUGACUGGAUUUAAGGAAAGUUGGAUGAACCUGGGGAGUUCUGUUUGGAAUAACUUGGUGAACCGUUUUGGAUCAGCCUGAAUCUUUGAGUCUGUGUUUGCUCCACAGCUGCUUCUCUGUAGCCGCAAAGGCUUCAUGGAGAUCCAGGGCUCUUUGGAGGACUCCACCUUGUUACAGUUUGUCAGUGACAUAAACCUGGUGGAUUUAGAUUUAGAACUAAACGAGCUGAAUGAAGCUGCAGCCUGUACCCAGACUGGGACCCGCGCUGCGCAUCAUCUUACGGACCCACCAAGAUGCUUCAGCCGAGUCAGCCAAGGAAAGUCCAGACGGAGGAGGAUCAUCACUGUGGUCCAGCGGCAGGCGGCAAACGUGCGGGAAAGAAGGCGGAUGUUCAGCCUGAACGAGGCCUUCGACGAGCUGAGGAGGAAGGUUCCCACGUUUGCGUAUGAAAAGAGACUUUCGCGUAUCGAGACUCUGCGCUUGGCCAUCGUCUACAUCUCCUUCAUGACAGACUUGCUGGAAAACACCUGAGUGUUUUCUUUCACAUCUUCGUGGGACAAAACCAGCUGUUGGGUCGAUCAGAAACAGAACAGACAUUUAUCGAGGAGCAGAUUCGCCGCGUUUGGAUGACUUGACGUUACGCAUGUUUACUUAAAGCCCAAAAGGCAUUUAAUUCAACAAUACAAGGGUAGCGAUCUCUUUAGUUAACACAGAACCACAACUACUUAACAUUAAGUUAGCUUUUUUUCUGUUGUAGAAAAUAUGUUGAAAUCAAGAAGUAAGAUCAUCAAGUUUUUACUUGUUUUCUCGGAUUAACCAAAUCCAUGAAGUGCUAGCCCUUCAGCUUUAUUUUGUGCCUGAAAUAAAUAAAC
Molecule: messenger RNA, 1151 nt
Organism: Oryzias latipes (Japanese medaka)
Lineage: Eukaryota; Metazoa; Chordata; Actinopteri; Beloniformes; Adrianichthyidae
Source: RefSeq, a predicted model, not a curated record